AUGUGGUAUUCCAACGGUAAGAAGGCUCAAAACCAUGCCCACGCGAUGAGCACUGCCGACAUUGGCCUUGCUACACAUACGAAGGAGCUUGACUUCCGAGUUGGAGCCCAGGCGAGCAGAAGCCCUGCACGAUAUGAAGGAAGGCCCUAUGUGCUUGGUGAAUUGUUGAUCAAACAUGAUCCGGCAGUUGCCCUCAUUCAGCCUGACAAGGGCAGCUCUGAAGCCUGGUGGUACAAGCCGGCAGUCAUACAUAAAGAUUUUCGACAAGGGCCUGAAACAUUUGCCGAUCCCAAGGAUGGUGCCCCCUGGUGCAGAUGCAACCCCCCAGCCUGA
Molecule: messenger RNA, 333 nt
Organism: Fusarium graminearum PH-1
Lineage: Eukaryota; Fungi; Ascomycota; Sordariomycetes; Hypocreales; Nectriaceae
Exons: 4
Coding region: 1-333 (110 amino acids)
Source: RefSeq, a predicted model, not a curated record